CUUACCCGCCUCUAAUUGGCGGAAAGCGGUCAUCAAUUCGCGCGGCUUCUUCCCCCCCUCCUUGGUGACUUCCAGUUUCAGUUUCAGACUUUGUUCCACAGACUUUCGAUUUCUUGGCAGAGCACUUCUGAAUUCUCGAGGGAAAAGAUCGUAACUUCCGAAUCUUUGGACUCGACUCCGCACCACAGUUAUCUGUAUUUCGAUUUCUUCAACAAAGGGUUCAUUCGUGAAAGGAGAAAAGAUGGUCUGCGUAAUGUGCUUGUUGCCUCUCUUCCUCGUUCCGAUCGUUAAUUUGCUGCCGCUGCUCUUCGAUUUGAUCAUGGCGAAAAUCUAUGCGAUGUUCGGAUGGGAGUACAGGAAGCCGGAGAGGGCUCCUCCAGCGUGCCCUUAUAAGCCUGCCGCCAGAAAGGACGAUGGUAGCAAUGUUUUGAUGGAGAGCUUACCUGGGGAUCACCCACCUGUUCAGAAAUCUGUGGAAGUAGGAAACGGGAAGGAGGACUAAUACUUAUACUCAAGUUCAGAUAAUCUCUCCAUCUCUCUCUCAAGAAGGAUCUCCAACACCUACUACGGGAAGGAAAACUAGUGCUAUGAGGUUCCUUGCACUUUUGUUAUCGUCAUAACGAGGUAAAUGUUGUGUAAUUGAGAAUACUCGAAACUCCUGAAAUGACACAAAUUGUUUGCUGUUGUUUGUGUAAAUGGGUAUACCUCAAAUUUCUGGAAUGGAAAAUUCUGCUGCUGUUUGUGUAAUUUGAGUGAACUGUGAAAUGCAGGCUUAUAUUAUUAAGAUGAUUGGAAGCUGGUAAACAUUUACAGAACUUGUUACGUUAGCCCAGGUCAUUCAAUUUCCAUGGUACAACAGAAAGGACUAAGCUUAAGUUCUCUUAUGUUUUGUUUGUUAGAAACAAUGAUAAAUUGUUGCUGUUCUUUUUUGUUCUCUACUUCUGUUUGUCAAUCAACUUUAAGAACAAGUUCCGUGCACUGAGCUGGAAUCCAUGUACGAACCAUAUUGUUUCAUUAAUCCUUAGCAGCUCUCCUAUAGAUUUAGCUAUUGAUUGAAUGAAGUCCUCCCUUUAGAUACCAAGCUCUGAUCUACAGGUUUUUUACUGUCUUAUUUUACUAUCACUGGUUUUAAUCCAGCCGAAGUUCCUUGCUGGCCGCCUACUGGGCCAAGACCUACACCAGUUGAUUGCUACUCUCUAUAUAGAAUCCUUUAUUCACUAUUAGGCAUUUUGAAGCUUUUAGAAACCGUGGUUUUGGCUUAAUUAAUUAGCAUGUUUCUUACUAUUAGCAGUCGCUUUCUCUUGGCCAUUUGUUAUAUAUUUCCCACACCAUAUACCGCCACCGGCCAAAACAAGAACCUACCUGUCCAAAGCACAACCCAUUCAUUUCUCUAUUCAUUACUUGACUACGACUGCUAUGGCUGCUUUUGUUUAUAUAGUCUUUUCUAGUUCUUAUUGUAUGACUCAUGUAGGCUGCCUGCGAUGUUGUCUGUCUGCUAGGGUGGCUAUACGGUCCGGUUAAACUGGACCAAAUUGAUCCGGUCCCAGUCCGGUCUUUUCGGGAAUAUAAAGACAAAAAAUUGGAUUGGAUACAGUCCGGUUUUGAUCCGGUCCGGUCCCAAUUUUAUCUUGAUUUUAGGUGUUGGGGGUCUCUUAUCCGGUUUUUUACCUCAAAUCUAAACCCGAAUAUGAGAUUGCAUUGUUUGCUAUCCGGUCCCAGUCCGGGUUAUACAGUCCGGUUUCGGGUAAAACCAAACAGUCCGGGACCAAAUAACUAGCCCUACUGUCUGCUUUAGAAAAGAAGAAGAUAUUUUACUCGUACCGGUUGGUUCGGUUUAACACGAUGUGGUAAACAUACCCACCAUUAAUCGUGGCUUAUAACCAGUCAGCUAAGGAUAUUACAAAACAGUAUUUGGAUCGGAUCAUAAACGUUUAUGGAAUCG
This is a messenger RNA of Linum trigynum, 1942 nucleotides long. The record is from the annotation of a GenBank genome assembly. Lineage: Eukaryota; Viridiplantae; Streptophyta; Magnoliopsida; Malpighiales; Linaceae.